Messenger RNA from Spodoptera frugiperda (fall armyworm), 3669 nucleotides. RefSeq lists its product as uncharacterized. Lineage: Eukaryota; Metazoa; Arthropoda; Insecta; Lepidoptera; Noctuidae. The record is from RefSeq and is a predicted model, not a curated record. Bases 269 to 2251 code for a protein of 660 amino acids. The transcript is spliced from 6 exons.
AUUAUCCGUUUGCAACCGUCAUUUCACAUCAGUUGAAGAUUUUGAAGAACUGACGCUUUGAAGUUAUUUUAAAAUAAAUUUAAUUCGACGCAUGUUUCGUUGCAUUUUAGUGUUUUAAAAGAGAAAUAAAUAAAAACAGCAGGCUGUGACAAAGUACGAGAGUACAAUAUAAACUUUAAAGCGUUUUUGUGUAGUGAAAACAAAUAAACAUUGACCGUUGCAAGUCAACUUUGAUUUUAUCCGUGUUAUUAUACUAAAUUAGCUGACAAUGGAGUCUGUAUCAGUGACUGAGCGCUUAAACAAGCUGAGGGAAGAGAGAAUCGCGCGGGAAAAGGAGCGAAUUGCGAAGUUACGAGAACUCAACCUGAAGAAGUACAACAAAAAUGAUGAGAUGAAAAAUUCUACUUCAAACCUCUCCAUAGUCAAUAAGUCUAUAAAAUCUGAUGUGAAUAUGAAAAAUAAUGGAGCAGGUCCUGUUAAAAAUCAUUUAUAUGUGAAUGGUGCAGCAAAAAGACCUAUUACAGUACCAAUGAAAUCUAAGAAUGAAGAGGCUAAACCGAAAUCGGAAAUCCAAAAACCUCAAAGCAAAUUGACUUCUAAUAUACCGAAAAUUAUGAACAAAAUUGAAAAACCUAACAUUGCCAAUGGUAAUAAAAAAAUUGUUAACAACAUCACUAAUAAUAAGAAGCCUAUCAAUAAUAUUGAAAGAAAAUUACCUAUAGCUGAUAAAAAACCCAUUUUGGACAAUAAACCUCAAGUUCCCCGUGUCAGUCAAUUGCAAAAACCUAAGUUCAACACUAACUUUGCUGACAAGAAACAAAACUUUCCCAUCAGGAAAGCUGCAAGUCUUACUACAAAUGUCAAAAUCCGUCAAUCUCUUGCCGUGGCCAACAAUAAACCAUCUUCAAAUUUACCUCGCAAGUCAAUGAUACCUCAAAGUGCUUCGAAGUCAGAAUCAGUCUUCGACCGACUCUACAAACCCAAACCGGUACAAAACACAACCAAAAAUGAAAUAGAAAAACUUCAAACUGAUCCGAAUUACUUGAAAAAGGUUAUCCGCACCUCUGGAUUAAUUUUGAACAAACGUCACACAGUUUUUGAACCAUCCAAGGCUAAAAUAGCAGUGCCAGUCCGUAGAUCAAUCUCCGCUGUGCAUUUCAAACGGAUUGGAAAGCAAGAACUAGGCAAUUGCAUUCAUAAAUGGGCUUCCAUCGGUGAUAAAUUAAAUAACUUACAUUUAAAACAUGUAAAUGAAGAUGAGAAUAUACAGGAAGAGAAAGUAGUUUCCGCAGUGAAGAGUGAGAGAAAGAAAGUUACUUUCAUGACUCCGAUGGGCAAUUUCAACACACCAAGGCCAGAGGAACUGCAAGCGAGGUUGAAAUCUUGGCUUCAAAAGCGAGGAAAGUCUUUAGAUUCCUAUCACCAUUUACAGUGUUUCGGUAUACAUCAUCUACCGCAGACUAUCAAGUUUGAUCCCAAAGCCUUUGAUGAGGAAAAUAAGGAGAAUAUAGCGGUUGAUUCGGACAGUGAUGAUGAUUCUUACACUGAGAAUAUGAAUGAGGAACCGAAGGCUAGUACGGAGAAGUGGAGGAACGCUAGCUGUGUGACCGACAGUGAGGAUUUCAACGAUUCACAUAAUACUACGGCUACUUGCAGUGAUAUUAUUAAUUUAGAUGAAGUUGUGAUCGGUGCGUUGAAUGAUUUGACCGAGUUGCUUAAAGAGGGUUUCGACUGGGAACAAUGCGCGCGCUGGCUGCGUGCGAUCCGCGAGCGGUUCCCGUCGGCUCCGCACAGCGCCGCCUACUGGGAGUGUCGCGCGGCGCUCGAGGAGACGCGGGGCGACCUGCCCGCGUCCGUCCAGUGCUGGGAGGAAGCUAUUGCUAAGGGGACUGAGCGUUCCGUAGUGGAAGCCAACCUGGACCAGCUCCUGGACAAAUUCAUGCAGCUGAAGAUCAGCCCCAACAGCCACGGCAAGCGACGCCAGGUCGACCCCAAGCUAGUCGACGUCAAAAACGUAUUCAAGAGCACCAUCAUACGGUUUGCUGUUCAACAGGCUAAGCUACGCCAAUCAAAUCAAUUCGACGCGCCGAAGUACACAGUGACUCCAGUACGACGCAGUGCGAGGUUGAGCUCGCAUUGCAGUGCUAAACGCACCCCCCUACAAGUUUGCACCAGCGUCCGACAAGCUGACGAGGUUUUGGGAGAGAAACCAGUGUUUGUGCCAAACGGUAGCCUGUAUGGCACUCCUUAAGGUUGAAAAUGCAAUAUUGUUGGGUUAAAAGUUUAAAUUAUUCUGUAAUAUAAAUUGGAUAUUGUACAUUAAGGUAUGAAAACUUAGAAGGUAAAAUGUUUUUAGUGAUAACAAAUAUUUGAGAUGUAAUUUCUAAAGCACAUCAACAGCCUAUAAGUGGCCACUGUUGACCAAAUGCACGGUUGGUGCGUUGGCUGGGCAACCGGCAACCGCGCGGAGUCGCGGUUCGAUUCCCGCACGAAUCAACUCUUUGUGUGAUCCACAAAUUGUUGUUUCGGGUCUGAAUGUCAUGUGUCCGUGAACUUGUAUGUUUGCAAACGCACCCACGACACAGGGAAAAAUCCUAAAGUGGGGCAAAGUUUAAAAAAAAAAGGCAAGCAUGGAGCAGGUUUGAGCAUUAAUCACCACGCCUACUCAAUGCGGGUUAGCGAUUUCAAACUUAUAAUUAGAAAUUAUAAAUCCAGGUUUCCUCAUGAUGAAGGAAAACCCUUCACAAUUUGUCAGUGGUGUCUAAAGAAUCUUAGAAAGUACAUAUAACUCGAAAAAAGUCACAUUGGUACUUGCCGUUGGUAGGUUUCGAAACCGCGCCUUCAUGUAUUUGAGGCGGGUGUCUUAAAUCUCCCAAUACACGACUAUCUAAUGUCUAAAUCCCGACCUAUUAAUUUAUAAAAAAGAUUGAAUUUGACUGGCUGAAAAUAGCCCUUUUAUCUAAUAUUUCAUAUUAAUUACUAUGGAAUCAUGUUCUCAAUUAAAUGGCUAACUGCCGCACUCAGAGACAUUUAAUGAUUACUUAAACUAUUCUUUAAUAACGAUUUUGUACUGAAAACAAUAGGGAUGAUGACGGGGUCCGAAAAUUAAAAAUAUAAUUAGUCCGUCAGUUAGGUAAUGAAAAGAUAUUAGACACGUAUUUUUUUAUUUUGUCAAAUAAGAUAACAAUACUUAGAUAAACCGAAUCAAAGUUUAGGAGUGGGAGCUAACUAUAUCACUAUUGAGUAUAAAACGUACUCUAAAGUGACGUCACGCGAUAUUUCAAAUUGAUAUUAUCUUCGAAAGUAUUAAAUUUGUUUCUGUAAGAAAAUAAAAAAUACGUGUCUAACAUGUUAAAAUAAUCUACAAGACUGACAUUAAAAUAAAAAUUGGUCAUCUAUCCUAUUACUAAGGAUUGGGUUAGGUAAUCAUUAAAUGUCUCUGAGUACGUAAAUAAUAAUUCUAAUUAUGUAAUGCUUUGUUUUUUUUUAACUUAAACUAUGAUAAUGUAAAUACCUAAAUAUUAUGUUUUUCUUUAUGCUUUUAGUUAAGCUGACUUGUAUACAAUAAAAUAUUAUUUCUUACACCAAAAAGUACGCUUAGAAUUAUGUUUUAUCUUGCUUUUCUCACUUUAUGUUAUUAUGAGAGAAUUAAAGAGGUUUAUUCUAGUA